This is a messenger RNA of Entamoeba histolytica HM-1:IMSS, 1644 nucleotides long. Its product is annotated as serine/threonine-protein kinase PLK1, putative. The transcript has a single exon. Lineage: Eukaryota; Evosea; Mastigamoebida; Endamoebidae. The coding region runs from base 1 to 1644 and encodes 547 amino acids. The record is from RefSeq and is a predicted model, not a curated record. Gene Ontology annotation, biological process: mitotic cell cycle; regulation of cytokinesis; protein phosphorylation. Gene Ontology annotation, cellular component: cytoplasm; nucleus; centrosome. Gene Ontology annotation, molecular function: protein kinase activity; protein binding; ATP binding.
AUGAGCAAAGAGCCUAAAUUACCAAGACAACCAAAUACACAGAAAAAAGUUGCUUCAAUUAAUGAUCCAUCAGUUGCAAAGGAUCUUAAUCCUAUUCGUUGUACAAUAAUUGAAGAUGGAGUAUGUAAAGAAAAAGAAUAUGAAAAAGUAAAAUUAUUAGGAAGAGGUGGUUUUGGAACAGUAUUUAAAGUAAUUGAAAAAGGUACUAAUAAAGAAUAUGCAGCUAAAGUUAUUCGUAAAGAACCAUUAAAAGGAGUGUUUUUAACAAAACUUAAAAGUGAAAUUGAAAUACAUAAUUCAUUAGAUAAUUGUAGAAUAGUAAAAUUACAAGAUGUAUUUGAAGAUAAUAAAUAUGUAUAUAUUUUACUUAACUUAUGUAAUCAAGAAACAUUAAAAGAAGUAUUAGUUAAAAGAAAGAAAUUACAUGAACCAGAAAUAGCAUAUUGGAUGAAACAAGUAUUAGAAGGAAUAGUAUAUCUUCAUAGUUGUAAAAUUAUUCAUAGAGACUUAAAAUUAGCUAAUAUUUUUAUUCAUAAUAUGAAUGUUAAAAUUGGUGACUUUGGUUUAGCUGCUAGAAUAGAUCAAGAACAUAAAAAUAGAAUGACUAUGUGUGGUACUCCAACAUCAAUGGCACCUGAAAUUAUUGCAAAAACUGGUCAUUCAUAUCAAGUAGAUAUUUGGGCAUUUGGUGUUAUGUUAUAUUAUUUAAAAUUUGGAAUUACUCCUUUUAAUUCUUCAACAAGAGAAGUUGUAUAUAAAAGAAUUGAAAAAUGUGAGUUUUCUUUUCCAAAACGUCCUAUUUCUGAUACAUUAGUAAAAUUAAUUAGUGCUUUAUUACAAAAAGAUUCUUCUUUACGUCCAAGUGCAUCAGAAAUAUUAGAAUAUUCAUUUUUUGCACCAAACAGAGUUCCAAAUAGUUUACCUGUAGAAGCCUUAUCAAAAGAUAUUGAUUGUACAAUGUUAGAGUUUGGAGGAAGUGGUAUAAAUGAUAUAAAUUCUAUUCAUGACAAUCCAAGUGAAUCUAUUAUUGCAUCACUUAAAAUGAUUUUAUCUAAAAGACCAGCAGAAAAUGCAUGUAUUAUUUCAGGGUCAGAAUAUAAUUAUAUUGUUGAUUAUCUAGAUAAAACAGAUAAGUACGGUGUAUUAUAUAUGUUAGAUGAUGGAACUAUUGCAGCUAAUUUUAAUGAUAGUACUUCUAUGUUUAUGAGUAAUGGAUUUUAUACUUAUUUUGCUAGAGAUAUGAGUAGACUAGAUAUUGAAGCACAAAAAAUUGAUUCACAAGUUCAUGACGUUAAUAAAAAAUGUCGUAUUAUUAAUGGAUUUUGUAAACAACUAAAAGGAGGUAAUCCAGAAAAAACUGGAUUAAAAACUUGUCUUGUUCGUAAGUUUAUUGUAAGAGAAGACUUUAAUGUAUUUUUAUUUACAGACAACUCACUUCAAGUUUUCUUUACUGGAACAAAUCCAAUAUCAUAUUUUGUUGACCCGUAUAAUAUGAUAUUAACAAUUCUUAAAAGUUCUAAUGAAAAAUAUACAUGUGCUGUUGAUUGUCAUAAAGCUAUGUUAUGGGAUUCUGAUGCAUCUCAACAUUUCAGUCUUUUAGAUUUAUUAUUACAAGAAUUCUCUAAUAAAAUUGAAAUGGUGUAA